Messenger RNA from Schistosoma margrebowiei, 1110 nucleotides. The record is from the annotation of a GenBank genome assembly. NCBI's taxonomy places the organism in Eukaryota, Metazoa, Platyhelminthes, Trematoda, Strigeidida, Schistosomatidae.
GCGUCUUUCAAUUUUUAAAUAUAUCUCUGUUGUGCCAGUACGCCUUGUUCUUAUUUCAGUGGCAUUUACUGGUCCUGAGUGUUGUGUUGUGUUUCAGAUCGCUCCUGCUUGCAAGUGAACGCGAAUAGUACGUGCUACAUUUGAACCAUUUGGAUCUCGCGCUAAAUACUCGAUGUCUUGAAUCUGAUUGGUUCGUCCAUACCUUGUGGUCAUGUCAACCGUAAACUUUAAUCUAUAUAUAAAUACACGUGAAGCUUUCAGUGAAAGAUUUCCCACAUACUUAUGUCGCGUCAGUUAAAUUUUGUAACUGGUAAUCCAAACAAAUUAUCUGAAUUCCUUAAAAUUAUUGGUGAGGAAUUUACUGGAAAAGUAAAAACAGUUGAUCUAGAUUUACCUGAAGUUCAAGGUAGUAUCGAAGAAGUGAGUAUACAAAAAUGUUUAUCUGCUUUUAAAAUAAUCAAUGGACCUGUAUUAAUCGAAGAUACAGCACUUUGUUUUAAAGCAUUGAAUGGAAUGCCUGGGCCUUUCAUUAAAUGGUUUUUAAAAGCGGUUGGUCCUGAUGGACUACCUCGUAUGUUGAUUGACUUCAAUGAUUAUCGUGCAGAGGCUGUAUGCACUUUUGCUUAUUGUGAUAGCCUUGAAAAACCAGUACAAUUAUUCACUGGUAUCACAUCAGGUUGUAUUGUUUCACCUCGUGGACCACGUGAUUUUGGAUGGGACUGCAUAUUUCAACCGGAUAACUUUAAACAAACUUAUGCUGAAAUGGAUAAAUCUACCAAAAAUUCUAUAUCACAUCGAUCUAAAGCGUUAGAAAAAGUGAAGUCUUUUUUGCUGAAUCAUGGAGUUUAAUGAAAGCAGUAUUUUUUUUCUCAGUUUUGAACAAAAACAAAAGUUUAUAAAAGGAAUAUUGAUAUUUUGAAUUAAUUAUUUUAUACAUUUAGAUUGAACUACUUUUUUUCAUUUAAAGUAACAUAGAAAUAUUACUGAUUUAUGUUUAAACUCAUUAAAUAGGAUACAAUAGACAAACAUCAUUAUUUCUUGAUAAAGUUAAAUGACUAGGUUUUUCUAAAACGGGUUUCUUCUACUCACUCGUUCGGAGUUUAAAGAUCC